Molecule: messenger RNA, 1551 nt
Organism: Punctularia strigosozonata HHB-11173 SS5
Lineage: Eukaryota; Fungi; Basidiomycota; Agaricomycetes; Corticiales; Punctulariaceae
Product: cytochrome P450
Exons: 13
Coding region: 1-1551 (516 amino acids)
Molecular function (GO): monooxygenase activity; oxidoreductase activity, acting on paired donors, with incorporation or reduction of molecular oxygen; heme binding
Source: RefSeq, a predicted model, not a curated record
AUGCCGUCUUUUGAGCUUACUGCUUUGCCUGCUUCAGCUGUGAUCCCCCUCACAGGGACAUGUCUCUACCUCGGUUGGCAGUACCUGCGCCGUCGGCUCGCCAAUCCACAUGGACUCCCCCUUCCUCCGGGCCCUUCGCGGCGCAUUCCAUGGGUCGGCAACGCCUCCGACAUGCCGACGGGACACCCCUGGUUGAAAUACGACGAAUGGACCAAGGAGUACGGUGAUGUUGUCUAUCUAGAGUCGUUCGGCCAAGGGAUAGUCAUUCUUGGAUCCCUGGAGGCAUGCGUCGAUAUAUUCGAUCGUCGUUCCUCGAAUUUCUCCGAUCGGAUGGGCUGGGGCUGGAUCUUGUCCACUAUGAACUACGGUGAACGCUGGCGGAAGAGAAGGCGGGCGUUCCACCAGUUCUUCAACGUCAACCAAGUGCAUCAGUAUCGCCCCAUCCAGCUACGAGAAGCGCGCGCGUUGCUUCCCCGAUUGUUGGAGUCGCCGGAGCGAUUUGCCCACCAUCUCCGACACACCCUGUCUGCGGUGAUCAUGGAUGUUACCUACGGCAUCAAGAUUGCCGACACGAACGACAAAUAUAUCACAAAGGCCGAAGAAGCCAUUAGUCGAUUCGCCCAUGCCGGCAAUCCAACGACCUAUCUCGUCAACACCUUUCCCUGGCUUAAGCACGUCCCUGCCUGGUUCCCUGGUGCGCAGUUCAAGCGAGAUGCGAUCAAAUGGAGACCCCUCUCUCAUGAGAUGGUAACGUGGCCGUUUGAGGACACCAAGGAUCUCAUGCGACAAGGCACAGCAAAGCCUUGCAUCCUGACGGCGUUGCUGGAUAGAAUCACCGACGAAGAAGACCGCGCAGAGGCUGAGCUCAUCGUGCGCGAUGUCACUGGUGUAGCUUAUGCCGAUAGGGUUGGCAAGACUAUAUCUGCGACGCAAACGUUCUUCCUCGCAAUGGUAAUGUACCCUGAAGUCCAGAAGAAAGCGCAAGAGGAACUUGACGCAAUCACACGUGGGACGAGGCUUCCAGACUUCGAUGACCUCGGUUCCUUGCCGUAUGUGUCUGCCCUUUGUAAGGAGGUUAUGCGAUGGCAGCCAGUUGUUCCGCUCGCUGUGGUGCAUACUUCGGUUGAGGAUGAUGAGUAUCGAGGAUAUCACCUUCCGAAGGGUACACUUUUCUUUGGCAACGCCUGGUCUAUACUCCAUGAUCCCAAGGAGUAUCCGGAUCCGGAGGUUUUCAAGCCCGAACGUUUCCUGAAAGACGAUGGCACUUUGAAUCCUGCCGUAAGGGACCCAGGAGUCGCCGCGUUCGGGUUCGGUAGACGCAUAUGUCCCGGCCGUUGGAUGAGUGACCAAACCCUUUUCAGCGUUGUCGCUACCGUGCUUGCGGUAUACAGCAUAGCGCCGCCUCUUGACAUGGAUGGCAAGGCAAUUAAGCUAUUUCCGGACAUGACGCCGGGAAUGUUAUCUUACCCGCGGCCUUUCGAGUGUAUCAUCUCCCCAAGGUCUACUCAGUCGCUGAAGCUGAUCCAAGAAGUGGAAGGAGAAACCUAUUGA